CUGCGCACGAGACGUCGUGCGGACCCAGGCUCGCGGCGUCUCGGAAGCGCAUGCUCUAGAGCGCGCGUCCGGCAUCGGAAGCGGUUGGUCCCGAGAGUUGAUGGAGGAGAUUCGAGGUGGUUAUUUCCAGUCAGAGAAGGAAGCCCGUGUCUAGCAUUCUCUCCACAUGUCCCCCUGCCAUGAUCAAGUGCUUGUCAGAUGAAGUCCAAGCCAAACUGCGGUCCGGUUUGGCCAUAAUCUCCUUGGGCCAGUGUGUCGAGGAACUUGUCCUCAACAGUAUCGAUGCGGAAGCAAAAUGUGUGGCGGUCAGGGUGAAUAUGGAAACCUUCCAAGUCCAAGUGAUAGACAAUGGACUUGGGAUGGCGGGUGAUGAGAUAGAGAAAGUGGGAACCCGGUAUUUCACUAGCAAAUGUAGCUCAAUACAGGACUUGGAGAACCCGAAGUUCCAUGGUUUCCGAGGAGAGGCCUUGGCAAGUAUCGCCGACAUGGCCAGCGCUGUGGAAAUUUCAUCCAAGAAAAGCAUGGCUAUGAAAACCUUCGUGAAGAUGUUUCAGAAUGGGAAAGCCCUAAACGCUUGUGAAGCGGAUCGGACUAGACCCAGUGUGGGGACCACAGUAACCGUGUAUAACCUGUUCUCCCAGUUCCCUGUGAGGAGGAAGAGCAUGGACCCUAAACUAGAGUUUGAGAAGGUUAGGCAGCGGGUGGAAGCCAUCUCCCUCAUGCACCCUUCUGUCUCUUUCUCUUUGAGGAAUGAUGUUUCUGGUGCCAUGGUUCUCCAGCUCCCCAAAACCAAAGACACAUGUUCUCGGUUUUGUCAAAUUUAUGGAUUGGGCAAGUCUCAAAAGUUAAGAGAAGUACAUUUUAAAUAUAAGGAGUUUGAGUUUGGUGGCUGCAUUAGCUCUGAAGCGCACUACAAUAAGAGUAUGCAGUUUUUGUUUGUGAACCGAAGACUGGUUUUAAGGACAAAGUUGCAUAAACUCAUUGACUUUUUAUUAAGAAAACAAAGUACUAUAUGUAGGCCAAAGAAUGGCUCUGCCAGUAGGCAAAUGAAUUCCAGUCCUCGGCACCGCGCUGCCCCCGAACUCCAUGGGAUCUAUGUCAUCAAUGUACAGUGCCAAUGCUGUGAAUAUGACGUGUGCAUGGAGCCCGCCAAAACUCUGAUCGAGUUUCAGAACUGGGAUACCCUGUUGGUUUGUAUUCAAGAAGGAGUCAAACGGUUUUUAAAGCGAGAAAGCCUGUUUGUAGAGUUAUCAGGUGAAGCUAUUAAGGGCUUUAAUGAAGACAACGGUUUUGGUUUGUUUGGUGCUGCUCUGCAGACACAGGCGUCCGCUCGUGAGAAGUGUGACCAGAGCAGUUUCCAGGAAGCGUGCACUCAUAUUUUGGAUUCCUACGAAAUGUUGAAUUUGCAGUCGAAAGCUGUGAAAAGAACGGCGUCUAUAGAAAGUAGGAACGCACAGAAUUCUGGGGAUUCAGAAGCCAUCAGAAAACAGACAGCUGACGCAGUGCACAGUUGUGAAACAGAUGGCCUGGGCCAUAGUGGAAUGAUAGAGUCAUCACACAGCGAAGACAGCGCUCACUUAGCAUCAAGGGCGUUGGGAGAAGAGGGAGAAACCGAGAAACAUCAGAAAUCUUUCUUGGAACAGAGGACUUCAGAAAGUCCACAUGGAACUAGCCCAAAAAUGGUUUCAAGCCCUGAUCGGACACAUCAUCUCUUUGAAGAGAGUGAGGCAGAUGUAGAAAUACAGAAAAUAAGCCCUGUUGUUAAUGUCAUGGCUGCCAACGUUCCCCCAAAUAGUAGGAUUCAGAGCCUACUGGAGAAACAUAAAGAUGUUACUGAAGUGGGGUACCAGCCUCUGCCUUUUGAGAUAACAGCAUCUAGAGUCCAGGGUACACAGAGAAAGAAGGAAAAAGGAGAAAAAGAGCCGAGUAGUCCUGGGAGAGUAAAUGAUUUUAGAUAUGGAGAGGUUAAGUUAUGCUCUACUGGCUUUAUAACUCAUGUGGUACAGAAUGUGCACACUAAAUCAAGUGAAACAGAGCAUUCAUUUAAAAAUUAUGUCCGACCCGGUCCUGUAAGUGCCCAAGAGACAUUUGGAAACAGAGCACACCACGCACUCGAGACUCCAGACACCGAUUUAACAAGCACUUUAAGUACAGAAUCUGCUCGACUGCUCCACAAAAAAUUGUGCAGGACAAACACAGGUUAUGGGCUAAAGAACAACCCAGUAGCAGCGGAUGAGAGCUUGGCUCUGAUUCAGGAAGGUGGUACAGGACCGCACACAGGUUGCUUUUUGCCUGACGCACCCUCCUUCCCAGGGUGCAGCUAUGCUUCAAAUGGUAGUAAGAAAACAGAGAAGACGAUGCAUCCCUCCAGACUCUCAGGCCGUAGGAAGCUAAGCUUGCGUUCACAAGUAGGGUCUUUAGAGAGAUUUAAGAGGCAAUAUGGGAAGGUUAACAGUUCUCUAGAUACAGAAGGGGAAAAUAACACCGAAGUCAGGGCCCAUGGUGAUCCUCAGGUCGAACCUGACAUUCUCCUAAAUGACAAGGGCCACUUAGAUAUGCCUGAUGGUGGUAAGAUGGCUACCGUGGAGCACUGUGACACUUGUCAACCAGUAAGUCACGUCCUGCACUCAGAAAAAUCUCCAUUUUCCAAAGAAGCUUGCUUAGAACAGAUGCCUCAUUUGAGAGAAAGUCCUAUUACUCUGGCAGAAUUCUCUCCCUUUAACAGAAAACGUUCCAAUGUUGAGAAGUCCACCGAGUCACUUGCUUCAAAAUUAUCCAGACGGAAAGGUUCUGAAAAGGAGCUUCGAAAGACGGAGAUGACAGGCCAUAUUAGUGAACUUCCAGGUUCGGAUUCCAGUCGGACAGACAGUAGCCAGGGCACUAGGUUAGACUUACCUUUUGGUGAAUUAUUUAAAAAUAAACAUGAAAAAAUAAAGAGUGACGUGCUUCUGAUACCAGAUCCUGCCACCCAGGAUAAUUCCACCCAUGAUAGUGCAGUGCGUUCUCACAAUGUAGUGGACUACACAGAGAACCCUGAAACUCCUUUGCCAUUACCCUGCAGUGAUUCUAAAGCCAGUAAAGAUUCAGAUGUUCUCGUCAGAUCUUCAGAGCAACAUACAGGGACUCCGGAAUCUCCCAGUAGAAUGAUCACGGGUCAGGUAGAAGUUACCACUGCCGGCCAAGAUGGAAUUUCUUCCCAGAAUGAUGAGUCUAAAGCAAGAUCUUGUUCCGAAAAUGAAGAAUCUAAUUCAUACCCUAUGGGUUGGCAGCAGCAUUUUGAUGUAACGCUGGGAAGAAUGGUUUACAUCAACAGAACAACCGGACUAAGCACGUUCGUGGCUCCCACGGAAGAUGUUCGGACUGCUUGCACCAGAGACCUGACGACUGUGGCUGUGGACGUCCUCCUCGAGAAUGAUGGUUGUGAGCCACCACGUGGUUGCUGGGAAUUGAACUCUGGACCUCUGGAAGAGCAGCCAGUGCCCUUAACCGCUGAGCCGUCUCCAGCUCUGCCAGGCGUUCAUCUCUGCACAGGUUCAUCCAGCACUUGUUGUCUGUCACACUGUGGGGUCCAGUACAGGUGCCAUCCUUUUAGAAGCGACCUUAUUCUUCCUUUCCUUCCGAGAGCUCAGGAGGAGAGGAUUAUGAUGAGACCAAAGGCGAGAGAUGCUGUGGAUGCUGCUGUUGUCCGUGAAUCACUUCAGGCCUUGUUUUCAGACUGGAACAACCCAGUAUUUGCCCGGCACCCAGAGGUUGCUGUUGAUGUCAGCAGUGGCCAGGCUGAGAGCUUAGUGGUUAAAAUCCACAACGUGCUGUAUCCCUAUCGCUUCACCAAAGAGAUGAUCCGUUCAGUGCAGGUUCUCCGGCAGGUGGAUAACAAGUUUAUAGCCUGUCUAAUGAGCACGAAGGUGGAGGAGAGUGGCAAAGCAGUAACCAUGGAUGGUUUUGUAGGUGGAAACCUGCUAGUCUUGGUGGAUCAGCACGCUGCCCACGAGCGAGUUCGUUUGGAGCAGCUCAUUACUGACUCCUACGAGAAGCAGCCGCCACAAAGCUCUGGUCGGAAGAAACUCCUGUCGUCCACAAUAAUUCCCCCACUAGCGAUUACAGUAUCAGAGGAGCAGAGGAGACUCUUACGGUCUUACCACAAAUAUUUGGAAGAUCUGGGACUGGAAUUGAUAUUUCCAGAUGCCAGUGAUCCUUUGAUCCUUGUGGGGAAAGUGCCACUCUGCUUUGUAGAGAGGGAGGCCAGUGAGCUCCGAAGAGGAAGGUCUCCUGUGACUAAGAGCAUCGUGGAGGAAUUUAUUCGAGAACAAGUGGAGCUGAUUCAGACCACAGGAGGCAUCCAGGGGACGCUGCCGCUGACUGUCCAGAAGGUGUUGGCCUCCCAGGCCUGCCAUGGGGCCAUUAAGUUUAAUGAUUGCCUGAGCCUAGAGGAGAGCUAUCGCCUUAUUGAAGCUCUGUCCUUGUGCCAGCUGCCAUUCCAGUGUGCUCAUGGGAGGCCGUCAAUGCUGCCCUUAGCUGACCUGGACCACUUGGAGCAGGAGAAGACGGUAAAACCCAAUAUUGCUAAACUUCGCAAACUGGCCCGUGCCUGGCAUCUCUUUGGAAAAGCGGAAGGCUGUGAUACAAGGCAGAGCCUGCAGCAGUCCGCGCCUCCUGAGAACCACCACGGAAACAGAGUUAGGGAUCUGUGAGGAGUUACGGGAAAGCUGUGAGCAGAGAGCAUGCGCAGCACAGAACAACGCAGUGGUGCCGGGUCAGCCUGACAUGCGCAGGUCGGGUACAUCAGUCUCCUGGAGCAGAUGCACUCAAGCUGACGGAUCCAUGGACACAGGAGUUUGCCUUAUAACACCUGUGUUUUGUCAGCUGAUUUAGUAAUAAAGUGGUAAUGAUUUUGUAUUUGGUACUGA
Alexandromys fortis (reed vole) is the source of this 4907-nucleotide messenger RNA. RefSeq names its product mutL homolog 3 (gene Mlh3). Lineage: Eukaryota; Metazoa; Chordata; Mammalia; Rodentia; Cricetidae. The record is from RefSeq and is a predicted model, not a curated record. The transcript is spliced from 14 exons. Gene Ontology annotation, cellular component: mismatch repair complex. The coding region runs from base 180 to 4691 and encodes 1503 amino acids. Gene Ontology annotation, molecular function: ATP hydrolysis activity; protein binding; mismatched DNA binding. Gene Ontology annotation, biological process: mismatch repair.